AUGAGCUCGAACGACUUGUUCUCGUUUCUGGACGAGGCCCCUACCGAAGAUGUGCCCAUGGACGCGACAAAUGGUCAUCCAGACGGGCGGAAGCGCAAGGCAGAGUCUCCAGCACAAGCAAGAUCUCCUUCUCCAGCCGCUCAUAUCCAGGGAGCAGAUGGGGAACAAGAAGAAGGUCCUCCGAUGAAGAAGCCCAGGGUGGCUUCGCCAAAACCUAUGGUAGUGGACGAGGUCGAAAUUGAGGCGAGGCGAGAAGUUGCUGCGAGCGCGGGUCUGACAGGCAGCACGGAGGCUGGGUCCCGUCUUGAGCUUAAACAUCAGGUCCGGCAUCAAGUCGCGGUGCCUCCCGGAUAUCCAUACGUGCCAAUAGCAAACCAUGUACCCCCAGCGAAACCGGCACGGGAAUACAAGUUCGUCCUGGAUCCCUUUCAGCAAGUCUCGGUCCAUGCUAUCCAGAGGAAUGAGAGUGUCCUGGUCUCCGCCCAUACCAGUGCUGGAAAGACCGUUGUGGCGGAGUAUGCUAUCGCACAGUGUCUUCAAAACAAGCAGCGUGUCAUCUACACGAGUCCCAUCAAGGCUAGUAGUCGCGUCCCUGCUUUUCAGGCGUUGAGUAACCAGAAGUACCGUGAAAUGUUGGCUGAGUUCGGCGACGUCGGCCUGAUGACUGGAGACGUGACGAUCAACCCUUCAGCAACAUGUCUGGUCAUGACAACAGAGAUUCUACGAUCUAUGCUCUACCGCGGCUCCGAGAUCAUGCGUGAAGUGGCAUGGGUCAUUUUCGAUGAAAUUCACUACAUGCGAGACAAGGAGCGUGGUGUCGUCUGGGAGGAGACCAUCAUCCUUCUCCCACACUCCGUACGCUACGUUUUCCUGUCUGCUACGAUCCCAAACGCCAUGCAGUUCGCGGAGUGGAUUUGCAAGUCGCACGAACAACCCUGUCACGUCGUGUACACCGACUUCCGACCAACGCCACUGCAACACUACUUGUUCCCCGCGGGCGGCGAGGGCAUUUACCUGGUGCUAAAUGAGAAGGGCGAAUUCCGAGAGGAUAACUUCAGCAAGGCUAUGGGCAUGCUGCAGGAGAGACAGGGCGACGACCCGGCGGACCCGAAGAGUGGGAAGGGUCGCAAGGGGAAAUCGAAGAAGGGCGGCGAGAAGAAAGGCUCCUCGGACAUCCAGAAAAUCGUCAAGAUGAUCAUGCUGAAGAACUACAACCCCGUCAUCGUCUUCGCCUUCAGCAAGCGCGAGUGCGAGGGCCUCGCGCUGACGAUGUCCAAGAUGGAGUUCAACACGACGGACGAGCAGGACCUGGUCACGAACAUCUUCAACAACGCGAUCGACAACCUCGCGGAGGACGACCGCAAGCUCCCGCAAAUAUCGAACCUGCUGCCGCUCCUCAAGCGGGGCAUUGGCAUCCACCACGGAGGGCUCCUCCCCAUCUUGAAGGAGGUCAUAGAAAUCCUCUUUCAGGAGGGUCUCAUCAAGGUGCUCUUCGCGACGGAGACAUUCUCUAUCGGUCUCAACAUGCCCGCAAAGACGGUCGUCUUCACCGCCGCACGGAAAUUCGACGGACGCGAGUUCCGCAACCUGUCGUCCGGCGAGUACAUCCAGAUGUCCGGACGCGCGGGUCGGCGUGGCCUGGACGACCGCGGUGUUGUGAUCAUGAUGUGCGACGAAAAGCUCGAGCCAGCCGGAGCGAAGGAGAUGAUCAAGGGCGAGGCGGACCGCCUCGACUCCGCGUUCCACCUCGGCUACAACAUGGUGCUGAACCUGAUGAAGGUGGAGGGCAUCAGCCCCGAGUACAUGCUCGAGCGGUGUUUCUUCCAGUUCCAGAGCAGCAUGGGAGUGCCGCUGCUCGAAGACGAGCUUCGGCGUGAAGAAGAGCGGAAGCAGUCGAUAGUCGUCCCUGACGAGGAGCGCGUCGCGGAAUAUUACGAGUACCGCCAGCAGCUCGACCAGAUGGGCCAGGACUUCCGGGACGUCAUUACGCACCCAAGCUACAGCCUCCCGUUCUUCCAGCCCGGCCGCCUGGCGCACAUCAAGUAUAAAGACGUCGACUUCGGUUGGGGCGCUAUCGUCAACUAUCAGAAGCGCCUGCCGGCGAAGAACGUGCCCGUCGCGGGAUUGGACGACGUCCCCCCGCACGAACAGUACAUCCUUGACGUCGUGCUCAGUUGUGCCGAGAGUUCGUCAUUGCCGAAGGACCGGAACAUCACCGUUGCGACCCCCGGUGGAGUACAGCCGUGUAUGAAGGGCCAGAAGGGCACCCCGCUCGUUGUCCCUGUGUUCCUCUCGACUGUGAAAGCGAUCAGCCGCUUGCGUAUCAGCCUCCCGAAAGACUUACGCCCUGUCAACGCCCGUGAAACCGUGCAGAAGACCGUGCAAGAGGUGCAGCGUCGCUUCCCCGAUGGCGUCCCUCUGCUCGAUCCCGUACAGGACAUGGAGAUCAAGGACGACAAGUUCAAGGCGCUCGUUAAGAAGAUCGACCUCAUGGAGAGCAAGCUAGUCUCGUCGCCUCUGCACAAGGACUCACGUCUCCCUGAGUUGUACACGGCGUACAAGCGCAAGCAGGAGUGCCAGACAACGAUCCGCGAGCUCAAGAAGCGGAUACAGGCCACAAAUGACGUGCUUCAGAUGGAGGAGCUCAAAUGCAGGAAACGCGUGCUUCGGCGACUGGGCUUUACGACGAGCGCCGAUAUUGUCGAUAUGAAAGGACGAGUUGCUUGCGAGAUCAGUACAGGCGACGAGUUGCUAUUGACAGAGCUGAUCUUCAACGGUGUCUUCAACUCGUUGAGCCCAGAGCAAUGCGCAGGACUCUUGAGCUGCUUCGUGUUCACGGAGAAGAGCGAACAAGUCACCAAGCUCAAGGAGGAGCUGGCCGCCCCUCUGCGUGUCAUGCAAGAGAUUGCACGGCGAAUCGCCAAGGUGUCCAAAGAGUCGAAGUUACCGAUCAACGAAGACGAUUACGUCAAGUCGUUCAAGGUUGAGCUUAUGGACUCCGUCGUGCAAUGGUGCCGCGGUGCAUCCUUCGCCGAUAUCUGCAAGCUCACGGACCAGUUCGAAGGGUCGCUCAUCCGUGUGUUCCGACGCCUCCAGGAGUUAAUCCGACAGAUGGCCCAGGCAGCGAAGGUCAUUGGGAACAGCGAGCUGCAAGAAAAGUUUGAGAAGGCGAGCGAGAUGCUCGAGCGGCCGAACUCGGUCAUCUUCUGCUCGUCGCUGUACCUCUAG
Molecule: messenger RNA, 3228 nt
Organism: Rhodofomes roseus
Lineage: Eukaryota; Fungi; Basidiomycota; Agaricomycetes; Polyporales; Fomitopsidaceae
Product: antiviral helicase
Exons: 9
Coding region: 1-3228 (1075 amino acids)
Biological process (GO): RNA catabolic process; maturation of 5.8S rRNA
Cellular component (GO): nucleus
Molecular function (GO): RNA binding; RNA helicase activity; ATP binding
Source: RefSeq, a predicted model, not a curated record